AUGAACCGCACCGGAAGUUCUGUCUACGCACACGCCAUGGCGCAAUUCGCCAUUUGCCGCCAGCCGUGGAACGAGUACAUCAGCCUUCUCACCAAGCAGGACUCGACACCGUAUCACACGGAGCCGCAGGAAAAGCCGGCGUAUCGGGGCCGCAAGCGUGGGCGGGAAGGAUGGCUCUUUGGCCAGCAGGUCCAGCUGCACUACCACCGCUUUCCAGAUGAGCAGCUGCUCACGAACCUUACUCGCUGGCGCACCGGAGAAACGGUUGGUGAUGUGGCCCUUCAGCAGUUUCGCAACGCACAGCCAUUCGAUAUUGAAGAGAAGGACCCGCAGGGAAUGCAUCGACCAUCCCCCGAGGUUUACAUGAAGCUCAACUACAAGAACCCUGCCACUAUAUCCCGCUUCCUCACACGCACUGGCCACAUGUACCCAGCGGACAUUCUCCCCAUGAACCCGGAGGCCGUCGUGAAGUUGCGCGUGGCAAAGGCUCAGGCAAUCCGCAUUGGGCUCUAUCCCCGGUUUGGUAAUCCCUUCUGGUUCCGCUCGCAGAAGUUCCGUCCCAAGGCGUACCAGGAGAACUACGACCCCACCACGUACUCAACGAAGCACACAAUGGAGCACUUUGCCUACAACUGGGUGCAGACGGACCGCAUUCGGCGGUACUUCAGUGAGUUGGAUGCGAUGCAUAAAGCCGCGUCGACUGGUGCCCGCGGAGGGGCCGCCGCGACGGCAGAGCAGAAACAGCAGGAACAAUUCUACGCCCCGGACAAUCAGCCCAUCUCGAUGCAUCGCAACAAUACGUCGUACAUGGCGGAUGUGGAGCGAUCGGUUAAGAAUCCAACGGUGCCGGGACUUAUGUCGACAAAGGGCAUGAAGAAAAAGUUCCACAAUUUGUACUCCUCGACCUCAACGAAACGCAUGGGAUUCUCCAACCCGACGUUGGGAAUCAAGAAGGUGUGA
Molecule: messenger RNA, 960 nt
Organism: Trypanosoma grayi
Lineage: Eukaryota; Euglenozoa; Kinetoplastea; Trypanosomatida; Trypanosomatidae
Exons: 1
Coding region: 1-960 (319 amino acids)
Source: RefSeq, a predicted model, not a curated record